Messenger RNA from Paramacrobiotus metropolitanus, 3406 nucleotides. RefSeq lists its product as uncharacterized. Bases 143 to 3103 code for a protein of 986 amino acids. The record is from RefSeq and is a predicted model, not a curated record. Lineage: Eukaryota; Metazoa; Tardigrada; Eutardigrada; Parachela; Macrobiotidae. The transcript has 12 exons. Gene Ontology annotation, biological process: cell surface receptor signaling pathway; adenylate cyclase-activating G protein-coupled receptor signaling pathway. Gene Ontology annotation, molecular function: G protein-coupled receptor activity. Gene Ontology annotation, cellular component: membrane.
CACCAUUGAAGUAUAUGACGAAGAAACUGACCGCUGGAUGCUGCAUGCAUGCCGAUUGCCUGAGGCCAAGUUCGGCUGUGGCUGUGUGGUCAUGAAGCUGAAGCGCCGUUGACUGCCAGCUGGGCCAUAUCAGCCAUCAGCCAUGGAAUACGGGAAUUAUUGUCGGCAACAGAUGUUCUCUUCUCUUCUGACUGCCAUAGCAGUUACUUGCGCUGGCAUCAUCAUUUAUGUCUGCAUAUGGUUUGCAGUGGCUUCAACGGAAUCAGUGACUUCAGAUACACAACAUGCAGUUUCGAGCAGUCGUGACCAGAAUAAAGGAUUUACUAAGGAUCUGUCGGCGGGGUGCACGCUUCCAUAUCCCUGCUACAACUGGAUGACAGAGACAUCGUGCACUAUGGGAACAGCGGCCCAACCCGACAAUGACGGCUCAGUGUUAAACGCGUGCAGCGAUGUGCCAGCAGGACGGGUCUGGUUUCGAGGAAUGCCGUAUUAUAAGUAUCAGUUCGAUAUUAAGACGGCUUCCGUUGACAACAUCACAAUGCAACGUGAUAUCGUUGCUAUAUCCCAGUGCACUACAACGAAUUAUUUCAUGCCAGCACUAUACAACGAUUCCAUGGCCGUACUUCGCAGUGUCGCACUGAAUCCCGCUUCCUGCUCGGUGUUCCGGCUAAGAUUUUGGUACUGCCUGUACAGUGUUCCGUACUUCGCAGCCUCCAGUCCAUCCGUAGACGAGUAUAACCUCAAAGUGUUCAUAGAGCAGGAUGGUAGUCUAGUAUCUCAAGAGUUUCCCACACAACUGCUAUGGGGAAGUGCCGCCGAUUACACACACUUUAGUGGAGUCCGAGAGUGGCAUCUGGUUGAGGUUGUUUUUGGGCGGCAAGCAGGCCAACGGUUCACCGUUAAUUUUUUUGCCUUCCAUAAAGAUGGAUGCCGGAGCGACACAAUAGCUAACCAGAUUUAUGUGGAUGACGUGGAGAUCGAACGUGCGGUGCAUAGCUCUCCAGAAAACGGCACAUGUUGGACAACAACAGCGGCAACAACAACUUCGACACCAUCAUCGACCGCAACAACAGCAAGCCCAGACGAAAUAACGGUUACCGUUUUUCUCUUGGAAGAGCUGAGAAACGCUACAAAUCGGACAUUGUACGACAGUGAUUAUGGGUAUUACGUUCAGUCUCCACAAAAUGUACUGAAUGCGACACAAAAUCUGCUAAUCGGCUCGCACACUGAGGUCAACUUUUCCAAUAUCCAGAUAAUAUCCGAAUUUUUCUUGCACUUUGCUGAAAUGCCAAUUCCCAAUGGUCUGCCCAAUAGUGCUCAGGAAGCCACAGUCAAUAUGAUGCUCGAAAUCGUUGACGUUAUCAUUAUUGCGGAAGAGAAUAAAAAGGUCAUUCCACCGGAUUCAAGAGAAGAUGGACCUCAUGCUGCCGCCGCUGUUUACCAGGCUUUGGAAAUUCUUUACAAUAAUCUCCCGCCAAAGGAGCAACCUUAUAUCUUCAAUACUACGCGAGUGGUAACGUUCGCAAACGCCCUCGCAGUGAACUCCACUGCACAAUUCGCUAACCUGAAUAUAUACACUGAAAUGAAUGUACAGCGUUUUGAGAAUGGAUUGCUUUCGGUCGAUGUCAGUGGUGAAAAAGCUGCGGUAGCCAGGAUUGCGUUGAAUAAGGAUGUUCUCCGGGAAGCAUACGAAAAAUUUCAACGAAAUCCCAAUGGAACAUUCACAUUCUCCUUCUCCCUUUCCGCGAUGCCGGUAUUCAGAUUUGGAAAACACCCGACGCAAAACUCACGACAAGAAUUUGCAAGUCCUCUGGUUUUACUGGCAGCCGUUAAUCGGCAGCUGACACUGAAAGGAACCAAUGUCAUUCAGAUUGAACACAACAUCGAUAAGUUAUUCAAAGAAGCCCAUGGAGCUCGAAGACGGCAUGGUUGUACGUUUCUCGGCUACACUUCCAAGAAAUGGUCAACUAAUGGCUGCAGAAUGUCAUCAAAACUGCCCUCAUGGAAGGGAACCAUUGUACAGUGCACAUGUGACCAUCUUACACCGUUUUCACUGCUGUUAACCUUGUGCAGCAGCAUAUCACAGAUUCCGACGACGCAAACGUUCUCGUUGGAUCUCGCAGUAGUCACCACGAGCACAGCAGUUGUUGCGGCGUUGUGCUGUUUCUUUGCUCUGGUUGUUAUUGCAUUCCGAAUUUGUCGACGCCAGAUUGUUUUCGACGAGGAUACCUUUGCGCGUACUAGCCUAUGGAUAGUGCUGUUUGCGAUGUACCUCUUUGUGACCUUCUCCCAGCUGAUGCUGUUUGCUCCGGACCUUUGUGGACCGACGUCGUGUUUCGCCACCGCCGUUCUAGUGCACUGGUUCUCCCUGAUGAGUGCGGCCUGGACCGGUGUGGAAACAUUCCGUCUGCUGCAGAUGAUACGCUAUCCCGAACGGUAUGCACGCAAAACGUUCAGCAUUCCCGGGGAUACGUACAACGGAUUUAGGAUGAAAGCGUGGCUAGGCGCAACUUUCAUUCCACUGCUGUUUCCCUUUAUUGCUUCUGCCAGUCAUCAUUCAGUGGAGGCCAGCAGAAUCCUUGGUGGAUAUGGGUACGCAAGCCAUGAAAAAUGGUGUUGGUUAGAUGGCGAUCAUCCAUGGAUUACCUGGGUGACGUUUAUCGCUCCAGUCUCCGCUGUUGCUCUGCUAAAUAUCUGCGCAGUGCUCUAUUAUCUAUGCAGGAAAAGAGCAUUGAUUAACGGAAUAGCAAAAGCGGAUGGACAUGGUUCAAUCAAACCUGAGCGACUUAUUGAAUUGCGGAGUAAUCUCUCCGGUCAUACAUUUGCACGAAACCAUUUUCACGGAGUAAUCGUAACCACCGCGUUAAUGGGACUGAUCUGGUUGAGCGUGUGGCUAGCGUUGUUUUCCUGCUUUAUUGACGAAACAGUACAGCACGCUUUCGUCCUGCUGUUGACAUUAACGUGUGGAUCUCAAGCAGUUUACAUUAUCUCGUUUCAAGCCAUCGCUCCUCGGAAGCGGUUAACCGGACGAAAGCCUUCGAGAGUCGGGGGAAUCGCUCAUAUCCUGGAAGCUCCGACACAUGCGGGGCAACCAGUGCCUUAAGUUAACAGCAAUCGCAGCUUGCGUCACCAAAUACUGCAGUUAACCUUCACUUGGUUAAGUACUGCUAGAAGUAUUACUAGAAGAGUGUGUCCAGUGAUUGCAACUGUGAGAUGUAUGACUAGUCGUAAGCUAAGUCAGCUUGUGCACUUCAGCCAAUUAUUUCACGAUAAACUUAUUCAAGUUUAAUCUUUUGACCGGUGAAAAUGCGUUGUUAGUCAUCGGUCAGUUUGGAAUGCCGCACAAUCAUGAGGUAUGUUUGGGAUUGUCGAUGUUUGGGAUUGUAAUGUUUGGGAUUCGUCGAUG